This is a messenger RNA of Saimiri boliviensis boliviensis (Bolivian squirrel monkey), 1563 nucleotides long. The record is from RefSeq and is a predicted model, not a curated record. NCBI's taxonomy places the organism in Eukaryota, Metazoa, Chordata, Mammalia, Primates, Cebidae.
AGCCUGCACCCUGUCUCACACCCUCUGGCUGUUGCCAUGACGUCCGCCUGCACCAACAGCACGCGCGAGAGUAACAGCAGCCACACGUGCAUGCCCCUCUCCAAAAUGCCCAUCAGCCUGGCUCACGGCAUCAUCCGGUCAGUCGUGCUGCUUAUCUUCCUCGUCGCCUCUUUCGUCGGCAACAUAGUGCUGGCAGUAGUGCUGCAGCGCAAGCCGCAGCUGCUGCAGGUCACCAACCGUUUUAUCUUUAACCUCCUCGUCACCGACCUACUGCAGGUUUUGCUCGUGGCCCCCUGGGUGGUGGCCACCUCUGUGCCUCUCUUCUGGCCCCUCAACAGCCACUUCUGCACGGCCCUGGUUAGCCUCACCCACCUGUUCGCCUUCGCUAGUGUCAACACCAUUGUCGUGGUGUCAAUAGAUCGCUACCUGUCCAUCAUCCACCCUCUCUCCUACCCAUCCAAGAUGACCCAGCGCCGUGGUUACAGGCUCCUCUACGGCACCUGGAUUGUGGCCAUUCUGCAGAGCACCCCUCCACUCUACGGCUGGGGCCAGGCUGCCUUUGAUGAGCGCAAUGCCCUCUGCUCCAUGAUCUGGGGAUCCAGCCCCAGCUACGCUAUUCUCAGCGUGGUGUUCUUCAUGGUCAUUCCACUGAUUGUCAUGAUUGCCUGCUACUCAGUAGUGUUCGGUGCAGCACGGAGGCAGCAUGCUCUGCUGUACAAUGCCAAGAGCCACAACUUGGAGGUGCGAGCCAAGGACUGUGUAGAGAAUGGGGAUGAAGAGGGAGCAAAGAAGAAGAAGAAGUUCCGGGGUAAAACUGAGUUUCACCUCCAGGAUGAAGGUGAGGUCAAGGCCAAGGAGGGCAGCAUGGAAGCCAAGGACAGCAGCCUGAAGGCCAAGGAAGGAAGCACGGUGACCAGUGAGGGCAGUGUGAGGGCCAGGGGCAGCAAGGAGGUCAGAGAGAGCAGCAUGGUGGCCAGCAACAGCAGCCUAGAGGGUAAGGAAAGCGGCACCAAAGUUGAGGGGAAAAGCAUGAAGGCAGACAAGGGUCGCACAGAGGUCAACCAGUGCAGCAUUGACUUGGGUGAAGAUGACAUGGAGUUUGGUGAAGACUACAUCAAUUUCAGUGAGGAUGAUGUCGAGGCAGUGCACCUCCCCGAGAGCCUCCCACCCAGUCGUCGUAACAGCAACAGUGACCCUCCUCUGCCCAGAUGCUACCAGUGCAAAGCUGCUAAAGUGAUCUUCAUCAUCAUUUUCUCCUACGUGAUAUCCCUGGGGCCCUACUGCCUUUUAGCAGUCCUGGCCCUGUGGGUGGAUGUCGAAACCAAGGUACCCCAGUGGGUGAUCACCAUAAUAAUCUGGCUUUUCUUCCUGCAGUGCUGCAUUCACCCCUACAUCUAUGGCUACAUGCACAAGACCAUUAAGAAGGAAUUCAAGGAUGUGCUGAGCAAGUUAUUCUGCAAGAAAAAGCCCCCAAAAGAAGAUAGCCGCCCAGACCUGCCUGGAACCGAAGCUGGGACUGAAGGCAAGUUUGUCUCUUCCCACGAUUCUGCUACUUCUCCUUGA